Funneliformis mosseae is the source of this 794-nucleotide messenger RNA. Lineage: Eukaryota; Fungi; Glomeromycota; Glomeromycetes; Glomerales; Glomeraceae. The record is from the annotation of a GenBank genome assembly.
CAGAAAUAUCAGCCAUUGAUGAAUCUGACUCUGUAAUAGACCAGCAAAAUAAUGUCAACACUAAGUCAAUGGAAGAAGUACAUGUAUCUGAGGUAAUUGCAGAGCAAUCGGUAUCAGAUAAGUCAGUUAAAUUUAUCAGAGAUGCGAGAUCCAAGGCUGUGCAAUCAGAAUGGUUUGACUCUCACUUUAUAGAUCGAAGAGAGAAGAAUUUGGAUUCAGAGUUACUCAUAGCCGAUAUCUCUGGUAUCAAUUCUCAGGAUUCUGUUAUUUCCUUGAAUGAAAAAGAUAGACAAGAUAUUUAUCUUGCCAGUCCAUCAUCUGAAUCAUGUAUUGCUUCGCCCAGCUUUGAAAAUAGUAAGGAGGGGAAAGUUCCCUAUAAACAAAAAGUAAAAAAAGGUUUAGUAUGUGAAUUACUUGAAUUCAUUAGAAGCUAUGAAUCCUUACCAAAUUUUACUACAUUUAGUAAACAAAUUCCAGUUGAUUUUGAUCUAGCUUCAGAAUGUCAAAAAGUGAUCAGCAGAAAGAGUUUUUCACGUUCACAUGAUCUACUAGCCGAAUUGAAUAAGUCUGAAUUGAAAAAAUCACCAGAUGUCAGGAAUAAAUCAAUUACUUGGUGUCGAGAUGCUUUUGAAUAUAUCGAUCCUGAAGCCAAAUGCCCGGCAUGUAAGAGUGUUCACAUGCAUCGGUGUAUAUGGGGUGACUGGACUUGCCAGGACAAAAAUAACUUUUAUUAUCUUAUGUGUCCCUGGGAUAUUUAUGAAAACAAAAAAGUCAAAAUUGCUAUACAGGACUAG